Molecule: messenger RNA, 588 nt
Organism: Quercus lobata
Lineage: Eukaryota; Viridiplantae; Streptophyta; Magnoliopsida; Fagales; Fagaceae
Product: pollen-specific leucine-rich repeat extensin-like protein 1
Exons: 1
Coding region: 1-588 (195 amino acids)
Source: RefSeq, a predicted model, not a curated record
AUGGCUUCCUUUUCCCACCUCCCAAUUUCUUUCUUUGUCUGUGCUUCCCUCCUCCCAAUUUCUUUCUUUGUCUAUGCUUCCCUUCUCUCUUUUUCCACUCUCAUGUGUUUGAGUAGUGCUUCAAUUGAGCAACCAUCUUCUAUCAAGCCUUCAAUUCAAGCAUCACUUGAGUCAUACCAUGAUCUACAUGUAUUUCCUCCACCAAAAAUUAGUUCUGAUAUCUUACCAGUUUCAGAGCCAAUAAAGCCUUCCAUUCAAGCAUCACUUGAGUCAUACCAUGAUCUACAUGUAAUUCCUCCACCAAAAAUUAGCCCUGAUAUCUUACUGGUUUCAGAGCCAAUACGUCCUUCAAUUCAAGCAUCACUUGAGUCAUACCAUGAUCUAUAUGUAGUUCCUCCACCAAAAAUUAGUUCUGAUAUUCUACCGGUUUCAGAGCCAAAACCACCUCAAAUUCAAGCACCAGUUGAGCCAUACCAUGAUCUACGUGUAGUUCCUUCACCCAAAAUUAGCUCUGAUAUCUUACCGGUUUCAGAGCCAAUAACACCUCAAAUUCAAGCACCAGUCAUUCCUAGGAAGUUGAAGGUUUAA